Ectocarpus siliculosus is the source of this 2047-nucleotide messenger RNA. The record is from the annotation of a GenBank genome assembly. Lineage: Eukaryota; Phaeophyceae; Ectocarpales; Ectocarpaceae.
UGGUGGCACUUGGGUCGAGCAGCGGUUGUUGCUGGUGGUGCCCCAUCGCAGCCAUUCACUGCUCCAGGCUUCGGCGUCUCACAAUCAUGAUCUUUGCAGCGUUGAUAGCCGGAGCUUUCGUAGUCGGCGGGACCGAUGGCUUCGCCGCCUCGUCGUCCGCAUUCUCGGGGGGCAACAUGCUCCACCACGGUCCUCGAUCUUCCCAGGCCUUCUCCAUGGUUUCUACCCCCCCGACGCCAUCCACCGCCAGCACUUCGAGCGCUCCACUGACACAAGACCAGUUCAAUGCCUACGUGCAGAACACGUACGGCAGGUACCCGCUCACUAUCGUGCGCGGCGAAGGUUGCAAGCUCUUCGACUCCGACGGCAAGGAAUACCUUGAUUUUGUGGCGGGGAUCUCGACGUGCGCUCUCGGUCAUGCAGACUCUGACCUCGCAGCAGCGGUGGGAGAUCAGAUGAAGAAGUUCCAUCACGUCAGCAAUCUCUACUACAUCCCUGAGCAGGGCCAACUGGCCAAGUGGCUGGUGGACAACAGCUGCGCAGACCGCGUGUUCUUCUGCAACUCCGGAGCAGAGGCUAAUGAGGCAGGCAUCAAGCUUGCCCGGAAACACGCCAGCACCAAGCUGGGCAUUGCCGAGCCGGUCAUCGUUACCGCCAAGAAGUCUUUCCACGGCCGGACGCUUGCCACGAUGACCGCCACGGGUCAGCCCAACUACCAGAAGAACUUUGGCCCGCUUGUACCAGGUUUCGAGUACGCCACGUACAACGACCCGGAAGACCUGAAGCGAGUGGUCAAGCGCAUCAACCGGCGGGGUAAGAUCCGGUCCCUCUUCGGCCGACCCCGUCGGGCAGUCGCGGCGAUCAUGAUGGAGGCGUUGCAGGGAGAAGGAGGAGUGGUGCCGGCGACUCCGGAGUUUUUCUCGACAGUGCGCGAGCUUUGCGACGAGACCGGCGCCUUGAUGAUAGUCGACGAAGUCCAGACGGGGAUGGGGCGCACUGGCAAGGUGUGGGGCUACCAGAACUUUGACGUUGAGCCUGACGUGGUCACGUGCGCAAAGGCGCUAGGCGGAGGCGUGCCGAUCGGCGCGAUGCUUUGCAAGGAGCGAGCAGAUGUUUUCGAGCCUGGAAACCACGCGAGCACCUUCGGAGGCAACCCCCUGGCCUGCGCGGCCGCUAACUGUGUCACCUCAAAGCUCAGCGAAAACGGCGGCGCUCUCCUGGAGAACGUGCGAGAAAGAGGAGAGCAACUCCGCGCAGGCUUGGCAGAGCUCCAAGAGAAGUACCCGGAAACAGUUGCUGGGGUGCGAGGUUGGGGCCUAAUCAACGGGCUCGUACUCAAUGAGGAGUCGCCCGUGCUCGCGGGAGCUGUGGUCGCCGAGACGACCAAGUUAGGGCUCCUCUUGGUACCCGCAGGGCUUAAGGUCGUGCGAUUCGUGCCUCCGCUGGUCGCCACAGCUGCUGAAGUGUCCACCGCACUCUCAGUCAUUGACCAGGCAUUGGCUAUCGUUACCGGUGCCAAGUGAUUGAUUGCUGCAUGGGGCCAUAUUCAAGCAACGCGCGUGCCAUGUGUUUGGUUGAUUGCGUACCAGGGCGUGCUUGCAUAUGGCGGGUUGGUGAUGUAGCCGAGUCUCCCUCACUCUGUCAAAGGGGUGCUGCGACGUUAAUGUUUGCCGAUUUUAAGUCAUUCGCGGUUAGCGUGAAUGAUUUCGCCGUUGACAGCAUUUUGCAAGAUGAGGCCAGCAACGUUUCGAGUGUCGAGAGACGCGUUUAUGUGGAAACGGCCAAAGCUCCAAUGCUCAAUCAAACUACCGACUACCGACGUGGUGCUUAGUUCAUUGUUCGUUUGGAUCGCGGGGUUGAAAGAACACCUGGCGGCCUGUGGGACUGUAUGUAGCUGGAUGAAGUUGAGAUCAAUAAUAGGAUGUGUUCCAUGUCAUGGUAUGACAUGUAGACUUUAUCCGGUUUCCAUUUUAUGCCCGCUCACGCAUUCCGCGCUGCGUCGGCCUUUGUCAGUCAAGUUCUAUCGCCGCCUAAAAGCGAAACUACC